AUGGCCAGCGCCUGGCUUGCCAGCGAGUUUGAUUGGGACCCGCAUGCCCUAAUAGCACACCCGGUGCCGCCCAGCGGCCACCUCCCCGCUUCGCCCUCGCAAGGCGCUCACAGCCCCGCCGCCCACCAGGUGUCCCUGCCCUCUGCCGCCGCCACGGCCACUGACCUCAGCAACGGCAGCGCCACGGAGCAGGCCCCGGGCACCGCGGGCAGCCCCCCACCCCGCAUCGAGCCGUCGGGCGGCGGCAAGGGUCGGCGGCGGCGCGGCGCCGCGGCCGUCUGCCAGGUCGAGGGCUGCGGCGCCAACAUCGAGGGCGGCAAGCCCUUCUACCGCCUGCAGCGCAUCUGCGAGAUGCACGCGCGGUCGCUGGCGGUGACGGAUGCCAGCGGGAGGGCGCUGCGGUUCUGCCAGCAGUGCACUCGGAUGCACUCUGUGUCAGACUUUGAGGGGGCCAAGCGCAGCUGCGUGGCCUCGCUGAAGCGACGGGCGGAGCGGAAGCAGGCGCAGCAGGCGGAGCGCAGGGAGGAGGCGGCCGUGGAUCCGACCGCGGGCAAGGGCGCGCGGCGCAAGGGCGGCAGGGGCCUGGCCGCGGGCGACGCGGCAGCGCCGGGCGCGGCCACCCUCUCGGGCAGCUCUGGCGGCGGCGGCGGCGGCUCCUCUGACAGCCGCACCACCAGCGGCGCCGCGCCGCCGCGCAGCCAGCACAGCGGCGGCAGCGGCAGCGGCGGCGGCUUCCCCGACGGAGGCUCUCUAAACCAGCCGCAGCAGCCGCAGCCGCCGCUGCAGCAGCACCAGCAGCACCAGCAGCUGCUCUCCCCCCCGCCCGCCAGCCUGGCAGCCUUCUCGCCCGGUGCUGCUGGCCCGCAGCUGCCUGCGGAGACGUCGCCCGCCGCCUCCCUGUCGGCGCUGCGCCUGCAGCAGGGCGCGGCGGCGGCGCAGCCGUGGCAGGGGCACCUGCCGGCGGUCGGCGCGGCGCCGCCGGCCCCGCAGCUCGUGGCUCUGCCGCCGCCGCAGCAGCUGGGGCUGGGGCUGGGGCUGCAGCAGGUGCAGGCGCAGCAGGGGCCAGGCCAGCAGGCCUCGCUCAACGCCUUGCUGACUCAGCACAACCUGCUGGCGCCAGGCAACUACCACCACCUGCCUGCGGCCCACGAGCUGCAGGCGCAGCAGCUGCUGGUGCCCGGGGCCGGCCUGCCGCCCCAGCCGGUGGCUGCGCAGCCGCAGCACCAGCAGCACUUUGCGCCCGCGCCUGCGCCCGCACCCGGGCCGCGCUUCUUUGCGCCCGCGGCGCCCGCGGGAGGCCAGCCUGGCGGCGCCAUGCUGGCACCAGCACGGACGCACGACAUGGUGAUGUGUGAAGCCCCCUCCAUGCCCACCCUCAGCCCUGCAGAGCUCGACAUGCUGCUGGUGCUGCCGGGGCCCGCCAGGACCAUGGAUCCCGAUGACAUGGCGUCAGCGCUGCUGGCCCGAACAGACGCGGCGUCGUGCAGCCAGGCGGCGGGGCCGCUCCCCGCCGGCAUGCCGCCCGUCAGCCUGCCGGCCACCAGCAGCGGCGCCGCGUACGGCGGCCAGGGCGCGUUUGGCGCGAUGCCCAGCGGGCCGCACGCGCGCGGCGGCCCGCACGGCCAGCCGGGACUGGCGCCGCAGCUGGCGGCGUGGCCCGCGGCCGGCGAGGCGGCCGACAUGCUGCACGCGGCGGCGGCGCCACAGCUGGCGCAGCUGCCGGCGGCGGCCGGCAUGCCGGGCGACUUUGCGGUGGUCCGCAUCUCUUUUAAGAUGUAUGGCCUGCACCCCGACCAGCUGCCGCCCCAGCUGCGGCAGGAGCUGCAGCACGCGCUGCUGGCGGCGCCCACGGUGCUGUCGGGCGCGGUGCGCGCCGGCUGCUCCCACCUCACCGUCAACCUGCUGGCCACCUCGGCAGAGGCAGCCGCGCUGCAGCAGCCAUCCGGCCCCGCGGCGGCGCUGGCGCGCCUGCUGCACGGCUGGCAGCAGCAGCAGCAGCAGCAGCAGGGGCAGGGCGGGGAGCCCCAGGGCCGCACGUGGCGGCUUCCGGCGGGCCUGCCGCUGCUGCGGGUGGUGGCGCAGGUCGAGUCGGGCGGCGGCGCGGUGCUGCUGGCGCCGGUGGCAGAGGGCAGGCUGGUGCCUGGCGCCGCCGUGCUGUGCGCGGUCGGCCCCAGCAGCAGCAGCGCCUUGCACCAGCGGCUGGAGCUGUCGCUGUCGCCGGCCACGCCCGCUGCCACGACCGUGGGCCAGGCGGGCGGCCGCUUCCAGCUUCGCUGCGCCGACUGGCAGGAGCUGGCGCUUGGCGCCGAGCCGGUCGCCGCCCGCCGCAUGCUGCACUGCCGCAGCCGCGGCAGGCACGCGACGGUGGCGCUGCUGCGGCCGGGUGGCGGUGCCGCGGCUGCAGAGCGCGUCGCCGCCCGCACCAAUGGACGCGUGGCGGAUGUUGAUGAGGCGGGGGCAGCGGCAGAGGCAGAGCAGCAGGAGGAGGACUCAGAGGAGGAGCCAGAGGAGGAGUUUGAGUCAGAGGGGGAGGAGGAGGAGGAGGAGGUGCAGCAGCUGCUGCUGCAGCAGGGUGCCGCAGAGGCGUGGGUGCCCGCGGCGCAGCGACAGUGGGGCCUGUACGAGCUGGAGCUCGCCUCAGGUCCCUUCCUGGGCGGCUCCGUGCCUGUGCUGGUGCUGCCCGACGAGCUGGCUGGCGCGGCUGCCGAGCUGCAGCAGCUGCAGCACGGCGAGCAGGCUGGCCGGGUGCUCCGCCUGGUGAGCAUGGUGCUGGAGCAUGAGGAGCGGCAGCGGGAGGCGGCAGAGGCGGCAGCGCGAGGCCCGGCGGCCGCGGCGGCGGCUCGGGCGGCGCUGGCCGCAGCCUACCCGCCUGCCGCGCUGGAGCGGCUUGCGGGCGCAGCGCGGGCACUGUGCGCUCUGUGCGUGCGCUGCCGCUGGCCCGCGCUGCUGCGCCGCAUGCUGCCGGCCGCCGCUGCCGCCAGCGACGCGGCGGCGGCGGUGGCGGCCAUGGACGCGAUGCUGCCGCCCGUGGGGCUGCUGGGCACGGCGGCGGCGGCCGGCCAGGCGGCCACGCUGUGGGCGCUGGCUGACCAUGCGGUGGCGCUGGGGCACAGCUGGCAGCUGGCGUGCAGCAGCAGCGGCCUGACACCGCUGCACCUGGCGGCGGCGCUGGGCCGCGGCCUGAGCGGCGACGCCGCCUCGGCGCUGGUGGCGGCGCUGGGGCCGGCGGCGGCGGCCGGCUGCUGGCGCGGCGCUCGGGCCGGCGGCUGGACGCCGCGGCAGGUGGCCACGGCUGCCGGCUGCGCCGCACUGCUGGACCUGCUGAGCGCCGGGGAGGAGGCGGCGGGCGAGGCGGCGGGCGCCGGCAGCAGCGGCGGCGACGCGCUCAAGCCCUGGAAGCAGAAGCAGCAGCAGCAGCUGGCGGAGGAGGAGCAGCAACUGCUGCAGCAGCGCCUGGAGGGGGAGCCUGGCAAGAAGGCGGCGGCCGGCAGCGCUGCAGCCAGGCGGGCCUCCGAGCGCGCGGCGGGCCGCCUGACGCUCACCGCUGCGGAGCUGCACGCGUGCCGCCAGCGCCCGCUGCACCCGGCCGUGCUGCUGGGCGUUGUCGGCGGCGCCGUGUGCAUUGUGUUUGGCCUUGCGGCGGCGCUGCGGCUGGGCCUGUACGAUGAUUGAGGCCUGUACGAUUGAGUGAGCCGCUUUGCUCACCUGUGAACCGUGGUGAGCAGCCCUGACUGCCGAAACAGGUGUCGCUCCGUUUCUGAUUCUCCAUUUCCAACCAUUCGUACGUUGAAACCUACUUUUGUUUGCGACUGAUGUCCUUCCUUUCGGCUGCCAUUGUUGGUAUGUUGCAUGUUGCUCCUCAUUGUUUGGGAGGUGAGCCGGCCGUCUGCCCCCGCCCGCUCGCCAAUUCUGGUGCUUGAACCCUUUCUCAACCAGCUAUCUUGGCCCCGUGUCUUAUCUUCCGUACUCACAGACAAUCCCCCUUUUUCUACACCCAUAUUCUACUGCUUGCGUAAUAAAAUAAGGCUUUUUGACUAGACUCUUGCCGCCUUGCACGUUUGCACGUUCGGCCAAUCUUAACACCCAGGUGUAAGCGCGCCACUCUGCA
This is a messenger RNA of Chlorella variabilis, 4108 nucleotides long. RefSeq lists its product as hypothetical. The transcript is spliced from 7 exons. Gene Ontology annotation, cellular component: nucleus. Gene Ontology annotation, molecular function: DNA binding. The coding region runs from base 1 to 3672 and encodes 1223 amino acids. The record is from RefSeq and is a predicted model, not a curated record. Lineage: Eukaryota; Viridiplantae; Chlorophyta; Trebouxiophyceae; Chlorellales; Chlorellaceae.